CACCUUCCUAGCCCUAAUAUUUAUUCUGCUCUGUAGUGUGUAGCAGCAAGAGAGAGACAGAGAGCUGAUGCUGAUCCAGAGUCAACAAUUUGGUAUUCGUGUUAAAAAAUGUGGGACCUAAUCCAUGCCUCCCUCUGUAAUAAUAUGAAAAGAGUAAACUUUCUGUCGAUAUCAAGAUUUGUUAUAUACUCAACCGUUUUUGUUCAAUACCUUUCAUUGGCACAGAUGACUGUUGACCCACCUUCUAAUAUACAGAUUGAGGACCUUGGCAAUUUAGGAAUAUUAGAAGUAACCUGGCAACCUCCAGCUUCUAUGAAGAAUGCAAGUGAUUGUUCUGUAUGGUAUGAAUUAACCCAUCAGGUCGUCAAUGAAAAAAGAUGGAAGUCAGUUAGGACAAAGCAUCAAACAUACAGAGAAGCCUUUGAUCUUGGGAAGAAUGUUGUCAUAAAAAUGAGAACAUACUUGAAAGGCCCAUGUACAGAAGAAAAUGAAGCAUGGAGCGAAUGGGUAGAUGUAAACUUCCCAGAGUCUUUACAAGGAGCUGCUGAAUCAAAAGUUAAAGAUUUUAUGUGCAUCAAUGAUAAAUUUGAAACCCUGAAAUGUGAAUGGAAGGCAGGAGUACUUGGCAGCAACAGCAACUACGAGCUGCAGUACUGGCAAGACGGAAUGUCUCAGAAGAAGACCUGUGCAAACUACACAACACUGAAUGAAAUAAACACAGGGUGUGGUUUUGGAAAAGAAGAAUUUCAGCUUUUUUCAGACCUGUUUAUCCGUGUCGCCGGAAUUCAAGGCAUGGACCCAAUUAGACCAUCUUACUUUAUUUUUCAGCUGCAGAAUAUAGGUAAACCUGAUAUUCCAGAAAAUGUGACAAUGACUAUGGCCUCAUCUGAUGACUUUGUCUUAGACUGGAAGGAACCCAAGGGUAAAAUUCCUGCACAUUGUUUGCAGUAUGAGAUUCAGUCUAAACACCAAAUGAACAUGUGGCAGACUGUUGCCAAGCAGAGAGUAAAGAGAUAUAGUUUUAAGAAAUAUGAGACACCUAAACCUUGCCUACGUGUCCGGGCAAAAACAAACAUGUAUUGUGCUAAUGACGGAUACUGGAGUGACUGGAGCCCAGAGACAUGUUGGGAAGAACCCCAUUUUAAACUUGACCACAAGUGGCUAUACUGCAUUGUAGCUGUGACUAUCAUAUUGACAGGCUUAUGUGCCGCAUUUAUAUAUGUACUUAGAAAGAGAAGACAAUGGUCAAAGAAGUUACAGAACAAGGCAAAAGAGCUGGUGUAUGAAAUCGAUCCUGGACAUAACCCUAAAUGCAGAUUAUAAAAAAAAAAAACUGUAUUGCUGCUAUAGAACAUGCAUAAAGUACACCUGUUCAAGACCAUAUUAAAGAACCCGGUGACGGCACUUACAAAGAAUGUGAAUUUACCCUGAUCCGAGGGUUUGUCAACAUA
This is a messenger RNA of Bufo bufo (common toad), 1451 nucleotides long. RefSeq names its product interleukin 13 receptor subunit alpha 2 (gene IL13RA2). Gene Ontology annotation, molecular function: cytokine receptor activity; protein binding. Gene Ontology annotation, cellular component: external side of plasma membrane. NCBI's taxonomy places the organism in Eukaryota, Metazoa, Chordata, Amphibia, Anura, Bufonidae. The transcript has 10 exons. Bases 109 to 1323 code for a protein of 404 amino acids. Gene Ontology annotation, biological process: cytokine-mediated signaling pathway. The record is from RefSeq and is a predicted model, not a curated record.